GACAGGGCCCCGGAUGUAGUUAGGGGCGGGGUUUAUUACCCGGAAAGAAAAUGGCGCGGCGCACGGAUACACAUUGGGAGGACGAAGCAUUGGACGAUGUUCCUGACCUGUCGGAUGACGAUGGGAUGGGCGACGAUGCAGCCUGGGAGGAUGAGGAGGGGAUCGCUGAACCCGACGUGCGCUGUCUGUUUUGUGAAAGGCUCUCCCUUUCGGCUGAAGAAACAUUUUCUCACUGCAAAUCCCAUCAUCAGUUUAAUAUUGGCUCCUUCAUGAGGAAACACGGCCUUGACUUCUACGGAUACAUAAAGCUCAUUAACUUUGUCAGAGCUACGGGGGGCGCUGCUGAGUCUCUGAGUCACGUGACUGCGCCGCUGCCUUGGGAUAACGAUCAGUACAUGAUUCCGGUUGUAAAGGAUGAUCCUCUCCUUCAGUUUGAUGUGGAGGAUCUAGAAGACUGCGCCAAUGAGUCGCCGAGUGCGGGGGAGCCGUCCAUGUUUGAGCGCUGCCGGCUGGCAGAGAGCCGAGCUCAGGCCGCAGAGACAAAUUUAUCCUUGGCCCUGGAAGAUCUUCACAAAAUGAGACAACUUGCGCAGGAUUUUGUGAUGAACGCAGAUGUCAGACACAGCCCGUCUUCCGCAGGAGCCAUCGCUGACCUGGAUGAGGAUGGUGUGUACUUCAGCUCCUAUGGGCACUUUGGGAUACAUGAAGAGAUGUUAAAGGACACGGUGCGGACAGAGAGCUACAGGGAUUUCAUGUACCAGAACCCUCACAUAUUCAAGGACAAGACGGUGCUGGACGUGGGCUGUGGGACUGGAAUCCUCUCCAUGUUUGCAGCCAAGGCAGGAGCUAAGAAAGUGAUUGGGGUGGAUCAGUCAGACAUUAUCUAUCAGGCCAUGGACAUUGUCCGGCUGAAUGGGCUGGAAGAUACCGUAUCUCUGGUUAAAGGCCGAGUAGAAGAUGUGGAUCUGCCCGUGGAGAAGGUCGACAUUAUCAUAUCGGAAUGGAUGGGCUAUUUCCUCCUGUUUGAGUCCAUGUUGGAUUCGGUUAUCUGUGCCAGAGACAAGUACCUGAAUGAGGACGGGGCAGUGUACCCCGAUACCUGUACCAUGAGCUUGGUGGCCCUGAGCGACGAGACGAAGCACGCGGGGAAGAUUGCAUUCUGGGAAAACGUGUACGGCUUCAACAUGUCCUGCAUGAAGAAAUGCGUCAUUCCCGAAGCCGUCGUGGAAGUAGUGAAAGCGGAGACGCAGAUUUCGGAACCUUCUAUCAUAAAGAACAUCAACUGUCAGACAGCAACCAUAAAGGAUUUAGAUUUUGCUUCGGAUUUCUCCCUGAGUGUAACCAGGGAUGCACCUUGCACGGCACUCGCCGGUUACUUUGACGUUUGCUUUGAGAGGAGCUGCGAGAGAGCGGUUUCCUUCUCCACGAGCCCCUCGUGCACCAAAACGCACUGGAAACAGACGGUUUUUAUGCUGGAGAAGCCCAUCCCUGCCAAAGCCGGGGACGUGUUGGAAGGCAGAAUAACUGUGCGCAAGAACCGGAAGGAUCCGCGCUCCCUCAUUAUUACCCUUCUAUUAAACGGCGCCGCCCACACAUAUGCCCUCCAGUAGCCAAUCCCUGCCAGCCUUAGUACCUAGUAGCCCAGAUAUGUUUUAUACAGUACCGAUGUGGAAUAAACUGGUCUCAGCUGAA
This is a messenger RNA of Xenopus tropicalis (tropical clawed frog), 1692 nucleotides long. RefSeq names its product protein arginine methyltransferase 3 (gene prmt3). The coding region runs from base 51 to 1610 and encodes 519 amino acids. Gene Ontology annotation, cellular component: nucleus; cytosol. The transcript has 16 exons. NCBI's taxonomy places the organism in Eukaryota, Metazoa, Chordata, Amphibia, Anura, Pipidae. The record is from RefSeq and is marked provisional. Gene Ontology annotation, molecular function: protein-arginine omega-N asymmetric methyltransferase activity; protein-arginine N-methyltransferase activity.